CGGGAAGCUGCUCGGGCCCGGAGCGCCGCGACAGCACAUGACUUGGGAGUUACUUCUUGUGACAUGGAUGAAUCUGCACUGACCCUUGGCACAAUAGAUGUUUCUUAUUUGCCAAAUUCAUCAGAAUACAGUGUUGGUCGAUGUAAGCAUGCAAAUGAGGAAUGGGGUGAGUGUGGUUUCAGACCUACUGUCUUCAGAUCUGCAACCUUAAAAUGGAAAGAAAGCCUAAUGAGCCGGAAAAGGCCAUUUGUUGGAAGAUGUUGUUAUUCCUGUACUCCCCAGAGCUGGGAUAAAUUUUUCAACUCCAGUAUCCCAUCUUUGGGUUUGCGGAAUGUUAUUUAUAUCAAUGAAACUCACACAAGGCACAGAGGAUGGCUUGCAAGACGUCUUUCUUAUGUGCUUUUUGUUCAAGAGCGAGAUGUCCAUAAAGGCAUGUUUGCCACCAAUGUGGCUGAAAAUGUACUGAACAGCAGUAGAGUACAAGAGGCAAUUACAGAAGUGGCUGCUGAAUUAAACCCUGAUGGUUCUGCUCAGCAGCAAUCAAAAGCCAUCAAUAAAGUGAAAAAGAAAGCCAAAAGGAUCCUUCAAGAAAUGGUUGCCACUGUCUCACCAACGAUGAUCAGACUGACGGGAUGGGUGUUGCUCAAACUGUUCAACAGCUUCUUUUGGAAUAUUCAGAUUCACAAAGGCCAACUUGAGAUGGUUAAAGCUGCAACUGAGAUGAAUUUGCCACUUAUAUUUCUACCAGUUCACAGAUCACAUAUUGACUAUCUCCUGCUGACCUUCAUUCUCUUCUGCCAUAACAUCAAAGCACCGUACAUUGCUUCAGGCAACAAUCUGAACAUUCCCAUCUUCAGUACCUUGAUCCAUAAGCUUGGGGGCUUUUUCAUACGUCGGAGGCUGGACGAAACGCCAGAUGGACGGAAGGAUAUUCUCUAUAGAGCUUUGCUCCAUGGACAUAUAGUUGAACUACUUCGACAGCAGCAGUUCUUAGAGAUUUUUCUGGAAGGUACACGCUCUAGGAGUGGAAAAACCUCCUGUGCUCGGGCAGGACUUUUGUCAGUUGUGGUAGAUACUUUGUCUACGAAUACCAUUCCAGACAUCUUGAUAAUACCUGUUGGAAUCUCCUAUGAUCGAAUUAUUGAAGGUCACUACAAUGGCGAACAGCUGGGAAAACCUAAGAAGAAUGAGAGCCUUUGGAGUGUAGCUAGAGGAGUUAUCAGAAUGUUACGAAAAAACUAUGGAUGUGUCAGAGUGGAUUUUGCACAACCAUUUUCCUUAAAGGAAUAUUUAGAAAGCCAAAGUCAGAAACCUGUAUCUGCUCCACUUUCUCUGGAGCAAGCAUUGUUACCAGCUAUACUUCCUUUAAGACCCAAUGAUGCUGCUGAUGAAGGUGCAGACACAUCCAUUAAUGAGUCCAGAAAUGUAACAGAUGAGUCCUUCCGAAGAAGACUGAUUGCAAAUCUGGCUGAGCACGUUCUCUUCACGGCUAGCAAGUCCUGUGCCAUUAUGUCCACGCACAUCGUGGCCUGCCUGCUCCUCUACAGACACAGGCAGGGCAUUGAUCUCUCCACAUUGGUGGAGGACUUCUUUGUGAUGAAGGAGGAAGUUCUGGCUCGUGAUUUCGACCUGGGCUUCUCAGGAAACUCUGAAGAUGUAGUCAUGCAUGCCAUACAGCUGCUGGGAAAUUGUGUCACGAUCACCCACACCAGCAGGAACGAUGAGUUUUUUAUUACCCCCAGCACAACUGUCCCGUCAGUCUUUGAACUCAACUUCUACAGCAAUGGCGUGCUCCAUGUCUUCAUUAUGGAGGCCAUCAUAGCCUGCAGCCUUUACGCAGUUCUGAACAAGAGGGGCUCGGGAGGGCCUGCGGGGCCGUCCCCCAGCCUGAUCAGCCAGGAGCAGCUGGUGCGGAAGGCCUCCAGCCUCUGCUACCUGCUCUCUAACGAAGGCACCGUAUCGCUCCCCUGCCAGACGUUUUACCAGAUUUGCCAUGAAACAGUAGGAAGGUUUAUCCAGUAUGGCAUUCUCGUAGUGGCAGAGCAAGAUGACCAGGAAGAUAUUAGUCCUGGUCUUGCUGAGCAGCAGUGGGAUAAGAAGCUUCCUGAGCCUUUGUCUUGGAGAAGUGAUGAAGAAGAUGAAGACAGUGAUUUUGGUGAGGAGCAGCGAGAUUGCUACCUGAAGGUGAGCCAGUCCAAGGAGCACCAGCAGUUCGUCACCUUCUUGCAGAGGCUCCUCGGGCCUUCGCUGGAGGCCUACAGCUCCGCCGCCAUCUUCAUCCACAACUUCAGUGGCCCGGUUCCCGAGCCUGAGUACCUGCAAAAGUUGCACAAAUACCUGAUCACCAGAACAGAAAGAAGUGUUGCCGUAUAUGCUGAGAGCGCCACUUACUGCCUCGUGAAGAAUGCUGUGAAAAUGUUUAAGGAUAUUGGGGUUUUCAAAGAGACCAAACAAAAGAGAGUGUCUGUUUUAGAACUCAGCAGCACGUUUCUACCUCAGUGCAACCGGCAGAAACUCCUCGAGUACAUUCUGAGUUUUGUGGUGCUGUAGGUUACUCCUGGCACCUCUGGCAAGUGGAGGGCAUCGGACGAGUCCCUCGUAGGCUCCAGCCUCUGGCUUGAGAGCUGAAGGUGCCGGCAUGUGGGCAGGUUUGGCCUGUCCUGCUGUGACGUGCUGGAAGACAAGUGCCUUCCCCUCCACGGGGCUGUGCUGACCCCUACUCCGAGAUGACACUGCAGCCUUCGUGUGACGCUUGGGGGCCCCCCGGCUUCCGCUUGCAAUUCAUCGUCAGUAGAUGACACAAUGAAAUCUCAGAAAGUUAUUCUGGAGUUUAUUAAAGAUUUCCCUUUUAAGUAUAACCGUUAAGGACUAAAUUACUGUGAUGGGCACAAAAAUGUAGAUUCAUUCUAGAACCGAAUCUUAUAUAGUAUUCUUAAUACCGUCGGAUAAUUUGUCGGUAUAUUUUCUGAUUAAUGGUUAAUGCUUCCUUUAAACGUAAUUGAGUCAUCCGUUCACUGUUUUGUUUUUGUUUUUUCAGUUUUACCUUUGUCAAUAGUAGCUAAAUUUUAAAGGGGACACCUUUCAUCCCAAAGUGCUUUACAAAUGAAUGGGCUGAUCUAUAUCACACCCAGGUAUCACUGUGCUGUCCUUUGCGGUCAGAUUUAGAAAGUGUUUGAAGAGCUACAUGAAAACACAAUAUUAGUUUAGGUCAGAAAUAGAGCUAAUGUGAUCAAAAAGUCAACAUCAGGAGGUAAAUUUGGCCGGCAAAAUUCAAGGUAAACUUGGCCAGAACACUGACUUUGAACUUUUGCUCAUAUAAAAAAGUGCCAUUGAGUUUUAAAUGACCAGCAAGUAUUUAGGAACGACUCCUGUUUUAUGUCUGUACCCCUUCCCACCCCUCAGGUGGCACCUGCCUCUCCCAGGUACAGCUGUUUCUUGGAGAUUCUCCAACCAAACAGCAACUGUCCUAGCUUGAUUAGCUUGGCCUGAUAGACUGGGUGAGCGGAAAGUGCUGUGGCUGGAGGCUGCUGACCCAGGGCUCUCAUGCACUGUGUACAGGUUGUGCACUGCACCCAGUCCACAUGACUGGUGCCCGCU
Messenger RNA from Odobenus rosmarus divergens (Pacific walrus), 3597 nucleotides. It is a transcript of the gene GPAM, whose product is annotated as glycerol-3-phosphate acyltransferase, mitochondrial. The coding region runs from base 64 to 2550 and encodes 828 amino acids. NCBI's taxonomy places the organism in Eukaryota, Metazoa, Chordata, Mammalia, Carnivora, Odobenidae. The transcript is spliced from 21 exons. Gene Ontology annotation, biological process: phospholipid biosynthetic process. Gene Ontology annotation, cellular component: plasma membrane; mitochondrial membrane. Gene Ontology annotation, molecular function: glycerol-3-phosphate O-acyltransferase activity. The record is from RefSeq and is a predicted model, not a curated record.